Messenger RNA from Saccharomyces eubayanus, 963 nucleotides. RefSeq names its product Mrx19p (gene MRX19). The record is from RefSeq and is a predicted model, not a curated record. Gene Ontology annotation, biological process: potassium ion transport; proton transmembrane transport. The transcript has a single exon. Bases 1 to 963 code for a protein of 320 amino acids. Gene Ontology annotation, cellular component: mitochondrial inner membrane. Lineage: Eukaryota; Fungi; Ascomycota; Saccharomycetes; Saccharomycetales; Saccharomycetaceae.
AUGAUGCCAUCGAUAUUUAUAGCCCCCGCAGGUAUAAGAGCAACAUCUCGAGUCUGCUAUAGAACGAGAGCGUAUUCAACGAAACCUGAAAAGGUGACCCUUCAAAAAUAUUUGAAUGACCCGGUUAAGGUGACUGUGAUACCGAUAUCCAACAAGGAUUCAUUUGUUUACUACAAGCAUACUGAAAGUCUAUUUAAUAGCCAAUCUAGGAUACUAAAAACAGAAAAAUGGAUCGUAGAAAAAUCUGCCAAGCUUUGGGGGAGACUGAAGAAGUCUCCCAAAUCAUAUAACAAGAAGAUAGUAUCCAUGGUCCAGUCUUUACUGAAUAGCACACCUUGGUCGGAGAAUAGUCUGCUUACUAUCCCAAGUGAAAGCUAUAUCCUGAAAAGAAUCAAGGGCGAAACGGACAAGGCUCAAGAGAUACGACUCACGUUGAAGGACUAUACUGUAAAAGCGCACCAGGUGGACACUCAGCCCUUACAUAUUUAUUACCCCGCAGAAAUCUCUAAUCCAGGCGAGUGCUUGAAGCAAAUGAAAAAACUCUACCAAGACGGGUUAGCAUACCAUAAGAAAUGGACAUUAUAUUGUAUUCUAGGUUUGCCCCUGACCAUUCCUUUAAUCUUAAUACCAUUGAUACCAAAUGUGCCCGGAUUUUAUCUAUCUUACAGAGCCUAUAUUAAUAUUAAGGCCUAUCUAGGCGCCAAACACUUGAAAAGUCUACUGGAGAACUCAAACCAACAAUUAGAAUUCAAGGAACUGCAAGGAUAUUCAGACGUAUACAAACGAGGUAACAGUAGCCAUCCGCAGGGGACACAAGAAGGUCCAAAAGAUUCACCAAAGCUACUGCUCAACAAGCAAACCCUCCCCUUAAUCCUAGAUUUCUUAAAAGUCCACGAAUUAGAAAGCGACUUGAACAAAGUCAUCCUUCAAAAAUCAAAACGACAGGAAGAGAUCAAAAAUUGA